AGAGUUUGCAUACAAUUGACAAAUGCUGGCUAUUUUAAUCUUUCAGAAGGAUAUAUAGCUGCUGCCAUAACGAGAUCUGCUGUAUGUCUGCAGUUUAUUUUAGUCACGUUUGUUUUGCAUGUAAGAAUUGGAUAUAAUAUCUUAUAAACUAACAUCAUGAAAUCAAUGAGGGAAGUUGAUCUGGAUACAUACAGUUUGUCUUUACUUACGGCAAAAGAAGACAUCCUAAAUCCACGCUCGUCAACAAACUGGGCUUUAUUUGCCUACGAUGGAAUAAUGAACAGGCUCAAACUGUCUGAUUCUGGAGUAGGUGGAUUGAAUGAGUUGACGGCUAAACUUCACCCUAGGCGGCCGCUUUAUGGGAUGUGCAGGGUGGGCAAAGCUCAACCCCGCAUCGCUAUGAUAUUAUGGGUAGGAAAAGAAGUGGAUGAGUACCGCAGAGCUGAAUGUGCCAGUCAUUUACCAGCGAUCAGGGCCUUCUUUAAGGAAGUUCACAUCUUUCUUCCUGCCCACACUUUGGAUGAAAUCACAGAGGAAAGGAUCUGUACUCUGGCCUGUAGUGCUGCAGCGGUGACGCAGGGGCCGAGAGGGAGACCCGGCCGCCGGGCAGAAGAUAGACAAGAUACUGUGGGCACUAAUUACAAGCGAAUAAUCGCAGCUGCGGAGAUCCAGAGAAUUCAGAGAGAUUCUUUUUGGGCACAAGCGGAGAGAGAAGAGGAGGAAAGGAAAAAGGAGGAACAGCGGAGGGCAGCAGAGGACAGGAGGCAAAGAGAGAAAGAACGACUGCUCCAGGAAAGGAGAGAUGCAAUAGAAAGAGAGAGGAGGAUGAAUGAAAAAGAACAGAAAAUAAAGGAGCAGAGGAGAAUGCAGGCCCAAAUGGAGGCAGAGACCCGGAAAGUGGAGAAAAUGAAAUGGAAGCACGAGGAAAGUGAGCGUGAAGAAGAGGAAAUCAAAGCUAGAUAUUCAUGCUCUCAAUCAGAGGAAAAAGCUGCGGAGGCAGCAGCUCUAGUGUCUCAGCGUGCAGCAAACCCAAGAGAGUUUUUCAGACAACUGUCCACCUCAAGUGUCCAUACACCCUCCAGUCCCAGCCCCACAUGUCCAGUCAGGAGUCCCUAUAGACGACUGCGUUGCAGUCAGACGGACAAUAUCUUCAGUUUUAAUGAAUCGCCUUCUUCUACACCAACAUCCCCGUACAGAUCAUCCGUUUUAUCGCCUUAUUUUAUGUCGUCCCCCACAUCCCAGAGCCCAAUCCUUUUCACUAGCACUUCAGCUUCCUCACUGCAAAAUGGUGCAGUGGUACCUACCACAAGCCAGAUCCAACUAUCUUCACCUAAGAUGAUGGAGCCACAAUUCCAAACUCAACCAUCAUCUUCAACCGAUGCAACUGAAUCUGAAAUCAAAACUCCCAUCAGUGAUAUACUAGAUAGUCUGGUCUUUUACCCACCUCCACCAGCCCCUGAGCAGUUCCAACCAGAUGAAUCACAGAUAGAGGAUGAGUUUCCUCCACCUCCCCCUGGUUUUGAGAAUUCACCAGAACCAUCUGUGAACCAGCCUGGGACACUUGACAAAGCCUUAGAGCCUCUUCUUCCUCCAUCAUGUGCUUUGGUACCUGGACCACCCAGCAGACCACUUCCUGCUCUGCCUGUUUCUCCACAAAUGCUGAAAGACCUGGAACCAGAGAGAGAUUUUACUGCUCGGGCAUCAGUUAUAUCUACGGUUGAGGAAGAGGAGGAUGAAGGAAGUGAAGAAAAAGAGAUUAAAUGUGAGGGGAAAGAUGCGACUGAAGAGACGGAUGGAGAGAGAGCGGGGCAGGAAGAAACGGGAGACAUAAUGAAAAGAGGAAAGGAAGAACAUGAUGGGACGACUAUGGAAAAACAUGAAAGUGAAAAAGAAUCAAAUGGUAAAACAAUGGCAGAAUAUGAGAGUGGAAAAGAACAAGAUGGGAAAAUGUUGGAAGAAUGUGAGAGUGCAGAAAAACAAGAUGGAAAAAUUAUGGAAGAACGUGAGGGUGAAGAAGAGAAAGUUGCGGAAAUUAUGGAAGAAUUUGAGAGUGGGAAAAUAAUAGAGGAACAAGAGAGUGAAAAAAUACAACAUGAAACAAUGAGGUUAGAGUGUGAGCUAGGAAAAGAGCAAAAUAGAGAAAUUACAGAAAAACCUGACGAAGAUGGGAAAGAUUCGGAAGAACAUGAAAAUGAAAAAAAGGUGGAAGAACAUGAGCAAGAUGGGAAAACUGUGGAUGGAUUUGACAGUGAAAAAGAUGAGAAAAGCAUGGAAAUAUCUAAAACUGAAACUAUGCAGUCUGUAAAGGUAAUGGAAGAAUGUGAGCAAGAAAAUAAGAAAAUGGAAGAAAGAUGUGAGGAAGAACAUGAGAGUGAAAAGCAAAAAGGUGGGAAAAUUUUGGAAGAAUCUGAAGUUGAAAAAAUACAUGAUGGGAAAGAUUUGGAAGAACAUGAAAGUGUAAAAAUUAUGAAAAAACAUGAGCAAGACAGGAAAAUUGUGGAUGCAUUUGACAAUGAAAAAGAGGAAUAUAAGAAAAGCAUAGAAGUAUCUGAAACUGAAACGAUACAAAAUGCAAAAAUUAUGGAAGAAUGUGGGCAAGAAAAUGAGCAAAAAAGAAAAUUGGAAGAAAAAUGUGAGGAAGAACAUGAGAGUGAAAAGGAUAAAGAUGCGAAAAUUAUGGAAGAACUUGAGGUUGAAAAAAUACAAGAUGGGGGCAUCAUGGAAGAACCUGAAAGUGUAAAAGACCAAGACUGGAAAAUUACAGAAGAAUUUGAGUGUGAAAAUAUACAAAAUGCAAAAAUGACAUUACAGUGUAUGAGAGAAAAUGAGAAAGAUGUGAAAAUUGUGGAUGCAUUUGACAAUGAAAAAGAACAAGACAAGAAAAGCAUGGAAGUAUCUGAAACUCAAACAAUACAGGAUGCAAAAGUUAUGGAAGAAUGUGGACAAGAAAAUGAGAAAAUGGAAGAAAGAUGUGAGGAAGAACAUGAGAGUGAAAAGGAACAAGCUGGGGAAAUUAUGGAAGAAAAUAAGGUUGAAAAAAUACUAGAUGGGAACAUCAUGGAAGAGCAUGAAAGUGAAAGCCAGAAAAAUGAGCAAGAUGGUAAAAUUGCGGAUUCAUUUGACAGUGAAAACGAACAAGACAAGAAAUGCAUGGAAACAUCUGAAACUGAAACAAUACAGUAUGCAAAAAUGAUGGAAGAAUGUGGGCAAGAAAAUGAGCAAAAUUGGAAAAUUGCAGAGAAUUAUGAGGAAGAACAUGAGAGUGACAAGGAACAAGCUGGGGAAAUUAUGGAAGAACAAGAGGAUGAAAAAAUACAAGAUGGGAACAUCAUGGAAGAGCAUGAAAGUGAAAGGCAAAAAAAUGAGCAAGAUGGGAAAACUGUAGAAAAAUGUGAAGAAGAAUAUAAGUGUGAAAAAGAAUUUGAUGGAGAAAUGAUGGAAGAAUAUGGAAGCGAAGAAAAACAAGAUGGGAAAAUUGUAGAUUCAUUUGACAAUGAAAAAGCACAAGACAAGAAAUGCAUGGAAACAUCUGAAACUGAAAAAAUACAAUAUGAAAAAAUGAUGGAAGAAUGUGGGCAAGAAAAUGAGCAAAAUUGGAAAAUUGCAGAGAAAUGUGAGGAAGAACACGAGAGUGAAAAGGAACAAGCUGGGGAAAUUAUGGAAGAACAUGAAAUUGGAAGCCAAGAAAAUGAGCAUGCUGUGAAAACGGUAGAAAAAUGCGAAGAAUAUAAGAGUGAAAAAGAAAUGGAAGAACAUGUAUGGAAAGAGAAACAAGAUGAAAAAAUUAUGGAUGCAUUUGACGGUGAUAAAGGACGAGAUGAGACAAGCAUAGAAGUAUUUGAGGCUGAAAAAUUACAAUAUGCAACGAAGAUGGAAGAACAUGAGUCAAUGAAUUGGAAAAUAACUGAAGACUAUGACAGUGAAAAAAUAAGAAAUGGAGACAGAGAAGAACAUGAAAUUGAAAAAGAAGGGAGGAAAGUGGUGGAAGUUUUUGAGACUGAAAAUACACAAGAUGUAAAAGGUAUGGAAGCAUGUGAGCAAGAAAAGGUGCAAGAUGGAAAAAAUGUAGAUGAACGUGAGAGCAAAAAAGAAGAUGAUGGUGAAAAACAAGAAGGUAGAAGAUUGGAAAAAGACCAGGAUUGUAAAAUUGGGGAAAGCGAAAAAAUACAAUAUGAGAACAUCUUGGGGGAAUUUGAAAGUGAAAACAAACAAGACAGUAUGACAGAAAACCAACAGCAGGACAAACUGAACCAAGAUAAUGAACGAAUGCCACACAUGGAUGUAGAUAAAGCAGUGAACGUGACUGUGCUCAGGACGGAAGAAUCCAACACAGAGAUUAUAAAGAGGGAUGAGGCGACAGAAGAACGUGUUAAAGAGGUAAAACCUGAUCAAGAAAAUGACAGGGAACAGACAGACAGAUCUUUAAUCCAGACAGAGGAGGCUGACACAGUUUUUUCUCAGCAUGCACUCUUCCCAGAAUCCCACGCUACAGAGCCAUCUCAAAUCAGUGACGCAUGUAUUUCUGAAAGCAUUUCAACCACUCACGAUAAAACUGUGCCAAAGAUGAGCUCAACUGAUACCUCACUCCAAAUGAACUUGCCAACCAUUGAGGUCAAAUCAGAUCUUUCAAGUUCGACAAAUCAAAGAGAUUCAGACAUGAAAGAGAAAACUGAAUCUGCUGACUCUCAAGCUUCCUCAGAGAACAGCCAGGAUUCCACAUCACCUGAUACAGAAACAUGCGCUACAGUGAAGGAUAAACAGACAGAUGCAGGAGUGCUUAAAGAGGAGAAAAUUGUGGACAGCAGCCAUGAUUUCGCAGAUUUUUCGCUUGAUUCUAUAGCUGAGAAUCAAGCUGGGAUUGGACAAUCCGAUGAAGGGGAAGGGCUUGUACCUGUCAGUCAUUUCUCAGAAGACUCAGAUUCUAAAGUGGACCUAAAAUGUUGUAUUACUCAUCAGCUGGAUCCGACCGAUGAUAUAAGUGAUGCUGAAGAAAGAAAAGAGGCUAUAUCACUCCUAGCCAAAGACACAGAUGUGGAGCAGAACUCAAAAUGCGAUUCUGACGCCGACCAAGUUAAUGAAGACAUUAAACAAGAAAGCGAAACCAAUGUGGAAACUCCCAGCGACAUGAGGAAUGAUAAGAUAGCUGAUGAAAAGUGAAGAGCAUAAUUGGAGAUAUCAUGGGAACUCUGUGCCAAUCAUAGAUGAGCCUGUUUAGAGAAAUAUGACUAAAAGAUAUUUCUCUCAACCAAUCACUGGAGGCCUUUCAGUGAUACACAAAUUAUUCUCAUGUGUGCACAAUAAUGCAAUAUUAAGAACUACGUCCACAAAUGCACUCAACAUAUAACAGGCUCCAAGUGUUUGAGACCACACUGAAAAUUAAGAAAAUGUAUACAUUUUUAAAAAUUCUGUGAAAUGUUAUUUUGUAAAAUAAAGCAGCUGUAUUUGUCAAAUCAUGCUGGAGAAUAUGAUUAUCAUGACACACCAAAUACUAAGACAUCAUAGACUGAUGUUCAUUUUUUCUAUUUAGCUUUUCACUCAUAUUGAUAAUAUAAUUUGUAUUGGAUAAAAUGCACUAUAUUAAAAAAAAAAACAUUAAUUUUCACAAACAGACUCAGACUUUUGACUGUAGGUUAUGUGUAGUUACAGAGCAUAUAUGU
Labeo rohita (rohu) is the source of this 5657-nucleotide messenger RNA. RefSeq names its product myb-like protein X. Gene Ontology annotation, biological process: neuron projection morphogenesis; positive regulation of axon extension; regulation of actin filament polymerization. Lineage: Eukaryota; Metazoa; Chordata; Actinopteri; Cypriniformes; Cyprinidae. The transcript has 13 exons. The coding region runs from base 157 to 5157 and encodes 1666 amino acids. Gene Ontology annotation, molecular function: actin filament binding. The record is from RefSeq and is a predicted model, not a curated record. Gene Ontology annotation, cellular component: actin filament; lamellipodium; cortical actin cytoskeleton.